ACGGAGUAUGCUUCCCAAAAACAAAGCAACUCUUCUCUUUAUUAACAGACUACCCAGAUGCGCGUUGAUAGAGCUGAAGAAAACUAUCAAAGUUUUUAAUUGAUCUAGCCGAUCCAUUGAUAAAAAUCAUAAGAUCAUCUGCGAAUGCGAGAUGGGAUACAUUCAUAGCUCUUCCCCAAUUAAAAACUUCAAUAUUUCCCUCACAAAUCAGACUAUUUAAACCCCUAGAGAAGGCCUCCGACAUGAUAAUGAAAAGCAAAGGGGAUAAUGGGUCCCCUUGCUUAACUCCCCUAUGGGGUUUAAAAAAACCGAAGGACCUCCCAUUCACAAGUAUAAAAAUAUAAGUUGCCCUUAGAUUUUCCAGAAUAAGCUUCCUGAAGUGAUGCCCAAAACCAAAAGUAUUCAAAAUGGAAUCCAAGAAACCCCAAGCCACCCGGUCAAAGGCCUUAGCCAUGUCCAACUUAAUAACUAAGUUUGAUCCUCUUGUUUUUUUAUCAAGAUGAUGUAGCAGUUCAAAAGCAGUCAGAACUUGAUAUUGGAUCCCCUUACCCUUCAUAAAACUUGAUUGCUCACUGGAUAUAAUUUUAGGCAAAAUAGUUGCUAAUCUGGAAGCAAUAAUACGAGUAUUGAUCUUGCUCAAAAAGGUAGAUAAACAGAUUGGUCUAAAAUCCCCAAAGGAUAUAGGAUUUUUCUUCUUAGGAAUGAGCACCAUAUUGACACUACCCACCCCCUUAGGUAUAGGUAUGCCUAUGAAGAACUCUUGAACGGCCAAGGUAACAUCCUGCUUAAUGAUGUCCCAACACCCUUUGUAAAAACCUCCUCCAAACCCAUCUGGACCAGGAGCAGCAUCCGAACUCAGACCCCAAACAGCUUCACGUACUUCCAUUUCAUUAGGUAAAGCCACCAAACCAUCAUUAUCCUCUGGAGUCAAAAUAUUAGGAAUGUACUGAAGAAUAUGACCAUAAGAGUCAGUAGGCUCGAACUGAUAUAAUUUUUCAUAGAAACUAACCUCUUCUCCCCCAAUCUCCGGUGUGUUGUAACACCAAUCACCAUUCUCUUUUUUUAUGGCUCUAAUAUAUUGUUUACACACCUUAUCUUUAGCCGCCCGAUGAAAAAUUUUCGAGUUAGCAUCCCCAUCCUUCAUCCACUUAACGUUGGCUUUUUGCCUCCAGUAAAUCUCCUUCUGUUUAGUUCUCUUAAGCAACUCAGCCUGUUUCAUAUGAUAAUGGGCUCGAGUUACCUGUGAUGGAUUUUCCUCAAAAGCCUUUUUGGCAUCAAUAGCCUCUUGUUCCAGUUUUGCUGUCUCCAUAAAAAUGUUUCCGAAAACCUCUUUGUUCCAAAUACGAAGAUCUGCCUUCAGAGCUUUCAACUUUAAGCACAUCCCCCCAUACCACCUAUUCUCGGGUAAGAAGCCCACUUUUGACCCACAAAACUUAAAAAAUCAUCCCUAGUGAACCACAUGUUCUGGAAACAGAACUGAGAUGGCCCCCUUGUGAAAGACGUCUCACAUAACAACAGAAUGGGACAGUGAUCCGAAGAUCCUUUGCUCAAAUGCUGAAAAUUAACUGAAUCAAAUUUAUCAAGAAAACCUUGAUUGGCCACAUACCGAUCUAACCUUUCCCAAACCCUUCCAUUCACUCUAACCCCCGUCCAUGUAUAAGAGGACCCAGUCGUUGGCAAUUACAUGAGAUUACAGCCAUCAAUACAUUCCUGAAAGUCCAUCAUAGCUCCCACUAGGGGAGUCGAUGGUCCUUUGUAUUCAGCAAGACAAACAAAGUGUUGAAGUCACCUCCCACGACCCAAGGAAUAUCCUGCCCUUGUGCAAAGUUUAUCAUACCAUCCCAUAAUUGUGCCCUCUCCCUUCUCGUAUACCUUCCAUAGACUGGCGAAAAAACAAACAGCAUAUCCAGAGGAAUAUACCUCAUUUUAAUCAACAAAAAUUGGUCCCUAUCAGUAACUGAGACCACCUCAAACACAGAAGAAUUCCACAUGACCCAUAUCUUAUUUGAUGCCGACAUAAAAAGAUUAGAAAAACCAAUAUUAUGUAAAUAGGAAUCUCCACUCGAGGAACUAACCAUCGGUUCAAUAAUUGCAAUAAAAUUAAGCGAAUGGUGCCUAACAAAUUCACGCAGCCUCGGGCACGCAGAAGCGAGGCCGCACACAUUCCAUGUUAGUAACUUCAUAAGGAAACCACAAGGGUUCCAUCCGCAUUGCUCCUCUUAGCCGCCAAGCGUGUUGUGACCGAACGAGGAGGAACAUCUUUGACUUUCUUCCUCGGAACCACUCCCAAAGUUUCAGCUUGUUCUUUUUCUAUCAUAGCCACUUUAUUCUGCAACUCCCCACACACUGAUCUCCAUGCCACAGCUAUGACAUUCUCUACCUUAUCAGCAUCCCCUUCCGACUCAUAGCCCACCGUACCCUCUUCUUCACAGACUAGAGUAUUUCCUUCUUCAAAGGAUAUUAAUUUUGUAACAUCUGUUGUCAAUGGAACAUCCUCACUGGAACCUUCCUCAUGAGAGGCCACCUCGAUCAAUCCUUCAGGCCUAUGCCCCUCCGCAUCAUUCUCUUGAGUAUACUCCACACCAAGGCCUUCACCCACAUGUCCACCCUCAAUAUGGUCCACUUCAAUAUGCUCCUCAUUGUGGACUAUCACGACACCGUUAUCCACCUUCUUGUUAAUAUGCUCAUUGUUUCCUGGUUCACAGGCUUUCUCCCCCAAUUGCACUGGUCCUUCCUUCUCUUUGGGGAGUUCUGUCUGUGGACGCUUAUCCUUGUUGCCUAAGAGCUCAACAUCUACCAAGUUUUCAUUUUUUUAGAGGAUUCUGCCACUUCCUGAGCACUUGGGGAUAAGACAAUUUCUUUGCCCUUCUUCUUACUCGUGACCUGCACCCACUCCCGUGGAGUUUUGUGGUGGUCCUGCACCACCCCUUGCUUCACCUUGCUUCCACCAUUCCUUUCCACCUGUUUAAUUAGAUUUCCCUCAAUUCUGGGUUUAAGACCACACACCUCCUUCAGGUGGCCCAGCUUAUUGCAUUUGGUGCAAUACGCCGGCAAAUCCUCAUAAUUUACAGAUUGUAUAAUCUUCUUGUUACCGCUCAGAAUCAUCACUUUCGAGGGUAGCUCUUGCAACAAAUCCAGCUCGACACAUACUUUAGCCGUAGAUGGUCUGGUCAUGUUAGCAGUCGCUGCAUCCACCUUUAAAGUCUUUCCUAUCAUACCCACAACAGAGAAUAAAGCUCGUUUGUCGUGAAAAUGCAAUGGCAAGCCAUCAAAUGUAAUCCAUACCGGAACAAUGGGCGAUUCAACCUCAGGAUUGAAAUCUGGUGUCCAACGAGUGAUCUUCAUCUUGAAACCCCGUAUAACCCAAUAUUGUCUAAGCCAACACCUUUGAAAAUCCUCUUCCAGGGAGAAUUGGGGAAGAAUGUGACAAUGAUCCAGUAAUCCAAUCGUUAAUCCUCCCUUAAAACCAAUUUUUUCAAAUUCCGAACGAAUCAAAGUCAUGGUCGGCCUGCCCCUGACAAAUGACCCCACCAAGGCAAAACGAUGUUGAUCCGCCAGUGUCGAGACCUCCUCCUCAGAGAAUUGAAUUGCCAUCAUGCCUUUGCGUCGAGUUGGGACCUUUAAUGGAAUCUCCUUAUUGGCUGCUAAGACCUCCGCAAAUGAUCGUACCGCCGCCCCCGACCCUCCGGCCGUGGCUGCCCACGUAGCUGACGUCACCAUUCGAUCGCCAGAGCCCUAGCCCUCUCUAUAUAUCUAAUAUCAACUCUUCACUAGAAGUUAUAACAUCCACACAAUAAAAAAAUAUCCAUACAAUUGUUGUGAUCCUUAAUCAAUAUUUCCAACUUUUCCAUUAACCAACUUAGCUAAUUGUGUCAAAAUAAAUGCUCUUUAACUCACACCUCAUAAUAUUAUUUCAAUUUUUCGCAUGGCUAAUUGACUCUUUUCAUUUCUUCGAGUUUGUAGCGGUUCUAUUUGAAAUGGUUGUGUAUGUUGACUUGGGAGGCGCGUCUGCUCGGACAGAUUUUGACUUGUGUAUUCUGAAGUGUAUACGAAUUGGAAUUGACUUGAGAAGCAUAUGUACUAUACGGAGGAGGAGAAAGACAAAGUACGGUCACGACAAAACCUACGGAUGCUAUACCCCUUUUAACCUUUUCCCGCAGUCCUACCUGUCGUCAUUUACGCACCCCAUUCCUGCACACCGCCGCUCUCGCACUGCCCCAAAAUUCCCUUUUUCUUCACUACCCAGAUCUCGAGACUACUCUGCUUUUUUUUCUUGCAUGAAAUCCUGAAAGUUUUCACCUUUACCUUCUUCCACCCUCUUCUCUGCAUUUUCUUUUACCUCCCAGAAACAAUAGGAACGCAUUUCCUCAUUUGGGUCUCUCUAUUCUUCAAUCAACCACCGCAAUCCUAGGAAGGGUCGGCGGUAUACGCUGUACUACGAGGUGCACAAAACAAAAACACGUCAUUUAUUAGAAAUAAUAAUAAAGCCUUGUGUUCCUGUUUGGUUGGUUUGUCACUUUAUUUUAUGAAUUUCCGGUGGUGUGUGAACAAGUCAAUGUUAUAGUUGGGCAUUGUCUUGUGAGUAGAAUAAUAUUUAUAACCCUUUUAAUUGGAAUUCCUACGCUGUGUCCACAUUCAGGUAACCCUUUCUUGGAUUAUUAUGAAUCAUUUGCGGGUGGGAAUUUGACCUGUUGUUGAGUUAACCGCAAGAAAUGCAGAAUUUUGAAGAAGGAGAAGAGGUAUUCUUCGAUUCUUCUGAGUGUUUAUCAUUUGAGGAACCUGUUUGGGAACAAGGCGACCGAUUUGGGUAUGAUAUUUGGUUGAAUGAACUCCAUAGUGUGAAGGAAAGACGAGAAAACUUCUUCUGCAAAAUGGGGACUACUUCUGAGUUUAAGUUCACAAGUGGAAGGAUUCAUGACCACCAUCUCCAAGACGCUGUGUGUUCCUCCUCUUCCUUGUCUACUUCUUCUUCUUCUUCUAUUGGGGAAGAAGGUGAAGAUUUGAAAUGUGGUGUUGGAAGGGAUUGUAGCCUUGAUGAUGCUAAUUGCUUGGUUGAUGAUGAUCUUUCUACUAGCUGCCCAGCCAUGAAAACAAAGAAGAGUAAAUGGUGGAAACCCUUCCUACAUAAGUUAAAAGGUGGCCAUUCUUGCAAGCCCGGGACGGGGGGCUUUCUAAAAGUUCGCCCAAGCCGGAAAAAGAAGUUUAUGGAACUUACUGGUUUAUAUGGUGGACAAGAGAUUAAGGGUCAUACCGGCGUGAUUAGGACAAUGAAGUUCAGUCCCAACGGGCAGUACUUGGCUAGCGGCGGUGAGGACGGGAUGGUUCGUGUUUGGCGUGUCUUAUUAGCUCCAGCUUCCGAUUUCUUCAAAUCUGAGCUUGGAAGAGGUAAGAAAUGGGGUGUUGAGAUACCUGAGAAGGUAUUCCAGAUUGAAGAAUCACCGGUUCAUGAGUUCUAUGGCCAUACUUCUGCUGUUUUAGACCUUGCAUGGUCUUCCACAACCAAUAGUCUUUUGUCUUCAUCGAAAGAUAACACUGUUCGGUUAUGGAAAGUGGGGUCUGAUGAAUGUCAUGGUGUCUUCCAUCACAAUAACUAUGUAACGUGCAUCCAGUUCAAUCCUAUUGAUGAAGACCUUUUCAUAAGUGGGUGCAUAGACGGGAAAGCACGCGUUUGGCGAGUGACAGACAAGCGAGUUGCUGAAUGGGCUGAUAUACAUGAUAUAGUGACUGCGAUAUGCUACCAGCCAAACGGCAAGGGUUUCAUUGUUGGCUCUAUAUCUGGUGUUUGCCAUUUCUAUCAAACAGGAAGUGAGCUUUACCUAGAUGCUGAGAUACAGUUUGGUGGUAGGAGGAGGUCAACUAGCAAUAUAAUUACAGGCAUUCAGUUUUUACCAAACGGUUCUCAAAAGGUUAUGAUUACAUCUGGAGACUCCAGGAUUCGUAUACUUGAUGGACAUGAGGUUGUUUGUAAAUACAGAGGUCCUAGAAAAUCAGGAAAUCACACUUCACCCGCACAUGCGACGCCAAACGGGAAACACGUAAUAUCGAUCGGGGAGGACUCACAGGUGUAUCUCUGGAACUACGAGGACAGAAGAGUCCAGGACCCCAAGCAGGUGAAAUCUGAGCGCUCAUUCGAGCAUUUCAUCUCGGAGAGAGCUUCCAUUGCAAUACCUUGGGUAGGCGAAAGCUCGUCGCAAAUGGAUCCUUCUCCUCCGAGGAUUUGGGCGGAUUCAGAGAGGUUUUCCCUUGGAAAUUGGUUCUCCACAGAAACCUCAUCUAGGGUUUCUGUGACAUGGCCCGAGGAAGUGCUGCCUCUGUACAAUGUACCGACCCCUGAAAACGGCGAUAAUCAUGUCACCGACCAUGAUCAUGAUGAUGAAGACGGCCAUCUUCGAUCAAAGCUGGUGAACAACAACACUUCGCGAUCUCCAGCCUGGGGGCUUGUUAUUGUGACGGCUGGUUUAGAUGGGAGGAUCAGGACAUUCCACAAUUAUGGUUUGCCCGUUAGGGUUUAGGAGCUUUUGUCGGUUUUAAUGAAAUUUUUUUCGCCGGGGGAUUGAUACCGGAAACGCAUAUAUGGUUGUACAAAUUCAUUGUAGAGUUCCUUAGAUGGCAGUUUAUUUACGAGUGUACACUGGUAUUUGGUGAUGGUAAAAGAUCAUUUCGGCUGAAUAUUUU
Molecule: messenger RNA, 6675 nt
Organism: Cuscuta epithymum
Lineage: Eukaryota; Viridiplantae; Streptophyta; Magnoliopsida; Solanales; Convolvulaceae
Source: the annotation of a GenBank genome assembly